Messenger RNA from Peromyscus californicus insignis, 4030 nucleotides. RefSeq lists its product as uncharacterized. The transcript is spliced from 2 exons. NCBI's taxonomy places the organism in Eukaryota, Metazoa, Chordata, Mammalia, Rodentia, Cricetidae. The record is from RefSeq and is a predicted model, not a curated record. Bases 2508 to 3455 code for a protein of 315 amino acids.
CAGCUCCUGGCCAUCUCUUGCUUCUUACCUCUACUCUGCCCACUUGAGCUCCAGGUAGGCACCACUGGCCUCUUUAUUGCUUAAAACCUAUCUAUUAUUGCUUAAUAGAUUCUCCAGCAGAGAACCCAGCUCCAUGGUAAAAGUCUGUGAAAUCUCCCUCAGUGUUGAGCUGUAAAACCAGAGAUAGAAACUGCUGGGAAGGUUGGGCAUUCCAACUGUUCAAGAGGUAGGGGCAAGAGGAUCCUAAGUUCAAGGCCAGCGUGGACAACUUAGCAAGAUUAUGUCCCUAAAUAAAAAGUAAAAAGACAGUGGGAGUGGGUCCAUGGAUAAAGUCACUUGCUGCCAAGUCUGAGGACUUGAGUUCCAUCCCUGGGACCGGCAUGAUGGAUGGAAGGCGAGAACCAACUCCAUGGAGUUGUCUUCUGACCUCCCUAUGUGUGUCGUGACAGUCACAGGUCCGUCCACGAGUACAGAGAAAGAAACAAACAUAAUAAAAUGAUUGUAAAGAGAAUGCUGGUGGCAUGGCUCAGUGGUAAGGCACUUGUGAGGCUCAGUGUUCAGUACCUAACACCAGAAAAAAAUAAAAGCACCCUAAGACAUUACUGGGUGGGAAGAGUUCUCUACACCCAGGCACACAAGCCGGUGGCUUCUCUGGCUGUCUGCUCUAGACUUCCUGAAGCUGGGGUGCUCAUUAAGCCUCCCAGCUACAGAGGGCUGCAGUCCUUCUAUGUUCUGCCCCUUCCCACCUUCCUUAUACCCAAAUUUAGGGAAGGAGAGAUUCCCUUUCUGUCAUUGAGAUCUUGGCUUCACACUAAUUACAUCUGGGUGAUCUUAGGCAACCCUCUUAAUUUCCCAGGGUCUCAGUUUCUUCGAUGGGAUGCUGAUAUUUGGGCAUUCAUCUGCGUUCCUCUCACUGGUCAGGCCACAAGGAGGAUUAACUCAAACAAUACUCGGAAGAUACGCUGCUAGCAUGGAUGAAAAACUUGGGCUCCUUGUCACAAUGGUUCUGCCACCUGUCCUUGCCUUGCCCACCUCCCGAAUCUCUCUCCUCUUAUCUCCUCCUCCUCCUUUCUUAAAAGACAAGGUCCUCAUGUAGCCUUGUCUGGCCUUGAACUCGCUCUGUAGCCAAGAAUGACCUUGAUCUCUCCAUCCUCUGCUCCAGAGUGCUGGGAUAUCUGGCUGGUGUGGUGUAGGGCUUCAUGCAUGCCAGGAAAGCUCUCAACACUGAGCCAUGCCCCCAGGUUUAUUCUGUCCUUUACAGUCCUCCAGAUCCAUGUGAGGCUGUGAGGCUUCAUUCAUAUAAAGCACGCUCCAUCACCAACCCCAUUAUCUAGAACAUUCCAAGAGCUGCAUCUUGCUGAGUCUCCUUUAGCCCAAAUUAAAUCCUGGACAGUUUGCAUCACAUAAUCUAGAACAGAUCAUGGCUCACCUGUUCUUAUUUAAGAGGCUUAAAAAUGGAAACGUUUGUUGCCUCUGGGGUGUGGUAGGAUGAGGUGCUGCCCUUCGCCCUAUGGGAUUCUGCCGAUGCCCUCUGUCCACCACGCCUGGUGCCUCCUGAAGUCCUGACUCACCCCAAGAUCAAAGGUUUCCUAAUCUCACUCUUCAGUUUACUCUUUCAUUCCUGGCCAUUGCUCUAGAGUUUCCUACACCUGUCCGUGACAGGCUGUCAUGGUGCCCAGGACAGGAAAGAUCUGAAGAUGGACCAUGGCAAUCUGGGUUUUGUGGGCUACUCCCUUUCCCCUCCAGGAACCCUAAACAGCUGAGGUUUGAAUUUCAAAAUUACAUCUUGAAGCCUGAGAAGCAGUUUGGCCAAUAAAAGAGAGAGCAGAGAUUGCCAGGGAGGGGGAAGGGAAGCACACAGACCCAGAGAUGGGCUAUGGGUAUGGGGGGGCCCACUGUGGGAGAGGAGAGCUGGGAUGUGGGGAGCAGAUGAGGGGGCUCAUACCUGUUUCUACCUCAAACCAGAUCCACCCUGUUCUGAUUCCUGUUACAUAUUUAGGCUCAGGAAAUUCCAUCUGAACAAAACAAUUCAAAACCUUAAAACAGCUUCAGAGGCCAUAGCCCUGGUUGCUGGGGAACCAUAGAAGACAUAAAGUCGGGACUAGGGUGGACUUGGGGUUUAGAAAUGAAGCUUUCUGGAAGUUUCCACAGAGAAAAAAAAAUCCCAAAACAGGAUGUGCAAAGGCACCAGGGCAGGGAGGAUGGGGUGUGACUAGGGAACCCAAAGUCGUGGGGUGAAUGGAAUGCAGGGGAGAGGACAGCCAUGGGGUGGGGGUGGGGCCCGGAGGGGCCUGGAUGCUAGCAGGAUGGGUGAGGCCGCACUGCGCCGCCGACCGCUGGGUCGGGAGGCUGGGGAGAGGCUCCAGAGGGGCAUGAUGGGCCGCAGAAGAGUCUGGGACAGGGAGGUGUGAGGUGGGUACUGACAGGCCAUGGAGACACCAGGAAAAGUGGGAAGCAGGGCUGUGGAGAGAGGCCACAAGAGGAGGAGGAGGAACUGAAGCCCGUCCAUGUCCAGAGUGACAGUGCUGAGCUCCAUGCAGAGGAGCUGCCGCCCUGGGCACCCCCACCCAGCCCUGCUUCACCACUGCACGGGGUUCAAGGCCACGCAGAAGCCCCACACCUGUCACCGCUCAGGAGGAAUGGCCUGGCCUAGGGCUGGUGGACACCGAGAGGGAUGCUCAGAACAAGAAAACCUGGGUCCUGAUAGGCCGCCUGGCCACAGAGGAGAUCGGUGGAGGCAGACAGGUAUGCAGAGAACAGAAAAGGUAAGAAUGCCCAGGGAUUCACUGGGGGAGUGUGUGAGCCAGAGCGUGGGGCCUGGGUCUAGUCUGAGGGAGGAGGUCUGGACCCCUGCAUCUGACCAAGAAAGGCUGGGUCUAGACCCACAGGUCCGAGGGAGAGGAAUUUCACUUGUGCCAGGGAGGAGACAGGCACAGCCUGUUUUAAAUACGGGUGUGGCAUGGGGGGGUUGUCGGGUUUGCAGGAGGGCCAGGGAUCAAGGCGCUACCUCUCCCUCCACGGGACCCAAGACUGUCUUAGCACCUUUCCGGUGCAGUCAAUGCCAGACGCAGGGACCAGCCAAACCCGCUGUACCAGUUAGGCACCCCCGUGUCCCCCUCCCCAUCCUCUCCUUCCCCUGCAGUGUCUCCCGCAAGGCCCAGCCCAAGAAAGGGUGCGUAGGCAGACUCAAGUGGGAGAACAGGACGCCCCAAUUCCUGGCUCAGCCUUCCACCUCCUGCCUCCUGGCGGCCCAUCCCUGCCCCACACCCCUGCCUUCAGGGGCCUGUGCUUCCUCCUUGUCCCUUGGUUCCCCAAAACCUGUUGCUCCAAAGUUCCACCUCCCUCUUUCUUCCUGUUCCCUGUGCACUCUGAGUUACUCACUAGAUGCUCUGCAGAGCAUCUGCUGUGUGCCUGGCCCUGUUCACGGCUCUUGGACGGACCGGGGGAAGAAAUGAUAAUGGCCCAGAGAGGCUGAGGCAGGAGGAACCCUGCAAGGUCCAGGCCAUCUGGGGUACUUAGUAAAUUCCAAACCACGCAGAGCUCUGGAGUAGGACUUAGUCUCAAAAAAUUUAAAACUUCCAACCAGGAGGUGGAGACAGAAGGAUAGGGCAUUCAAGGUCUGCUACAUGGUGAGUUCUAGGCCAGCCUGAGCUACAUGAGACCCUACUUAAAAACAAACAAACAACAACAACAACCACCACCCCCCGCCAGCGGGGAUGGAGAGAUGGCUGCAUGGUCCAGAGCAGGUAUUGCUCUGGCAGAGGACCCAAGUUCAGUCCCCAGUGCUCAUGUGAGGUGCCUCUUUCUUUCUUUCUUUCUUUUCUUUUUCUUUUUUUCUUUUUUCUUUUUUCUUUUUCCAGACAGGGUUUCUCUGUGUAGCGUUGGAGCCUGUCCUGGAUCUCGCUCUGUAGUCCAGGCUGGCCUCGAACUCACAGAGUUCCGCCUGGCUCUGCCUCUUGAGUGCUGGGAUUAAAGGCGUGCGCCGCCACCACCGCCCGGCCAUGAGGUGUCUCUUAUCCACCUGCAACCC